Molecule: messenger RNA, 1193 nt
Organism: Cyclopterus lumpus (lumpfish)
Lineage: Eukaryota; Metazoa; Chordata; Actinopteri; Perciformes; Cyclopteridae
Gene: pitpnb
Product: phosphatidylinositol transfer protein, beta
Exons: 12
Coding region: 31-840 (269 amino acids)
Biological process (GO): phospholipid transport
Cellular component (GO): cytoplasm
Molecular function (GO): phosphatidylcholine intramembrane carrier activity; phosphatidylinositol transfer activity; phosphatidylcholine binding
Source: RefSeq, a predicted model, not a curated record
CAGUGCGCAGGCGCAGCCCGGGUGACGAAGAUGGUGCUCAUCAAGGAAUACCGUGUGGUGUUGCCAGUCUCUGUGGAAGAGUAUCAAGUAGGGCAGCUGUUCUCUGUGGCUGAGGCCAGCAAGAACGAGACGGGCGGAGGAGAGGGCAUCGAGGUGCUGAAGAAUGAACCUUACGAGAAGGACGGGGAGAAGGGCCAAUACACGCAUAAAAUCUACCAUCUAAAGAGUAAAGUCCCAGGCUACGUGAAGAUGAUUGCACCAGAGGGAGCGUUAGUUUUCCAUGAAAAGGCUUGGAACGCCUACCCGUACUGUCGCACCAUUGUGACGAAUGAGUACAUGAAGGACGACUUUAUGAUAAAGAUCGAGACGUGGCACAAACCGGACAUGGGAACAAUAGAAAAUGUCCACGACCUGGACGAGCAGACGUGGAGGACCGUGGAGGUGUCGCCCAUCGACAUCGCCAGCAGAGAGGAAGUCACCCACGGCGACUACAAGCCAGAAGAAGACCCCGCUCUCUUCCACUCCGCCAAGACGGGCAGAGGACCCCUCGGCCCCGACUGGAAGAACGAGCUGAAGACAGACUGUCCCUACAUGUGUGCCUACAAACUGGUCACGGUCAAGUUCAGAUGGUGGGGUCUGCAGACCAAAGUGGAGAACUUCAUCCACACGCAAGAACGCCGUAUUUUCACCAACUUCCACCGCCAGCUGUUCUGCUGGAUCGACCGAUGGGUGGGUUUGACCAUGGAGGACAUCAGGCGGAUGGAGGAGGAGACUCAAAAAGAGCUCGAGGAGAUGCGACAGAAGGGAGACGUGCGAGGCACCUCUGCGACAGACGUGUAGAGGCCCGUCGCUGUAGGUCAAAAACACUAGAGGCAGGCUGACUGCGUAAUACAGGUCCGAUUCGAGGCACCAGUGCUGCUCAUGAGCAAUGAGGCAAAUCAACCAAACCCCGUCACGAUGAUGUCAUCAGAGACACGUCCACCACGAUGAUGAGGAGGAGGCCCCGACGUUGCGUCUUCUCCUCCCCGUCUCACAUGAUUCAUUGGGGGGUUUGAUGAUGAAGAUUGGUUUAACAGUACUGUACAGAUUCUACCCCGAUCACAAGCCUCCUGUUCACAACAGAAAACAUGGUUUUUGUAUAUAUAUAUAAAUAUAUAUAUAUAUAUAUAUAUAUAUAUAUAUAUAUAUAUAUA